Parastagonospora nodorum SN15 is the source of this 4023-nucleotide messenger RNA. RefSeq lists its product as hypothetical. The record is from RefSeq and is a predicted model, not a curated record. The coding region runs from base 1 to 4023 and encodes 1340 amino acids. The transcript has 3 exons. NCBI's taxonomy places the organism in Eukaryota, Fungi, Ascomycota, Dothideomycetes, Pleosporales, Phaeosphaeriaceae.
AUGACCAUUGAUGAGCCUCGACAGCGCUCCUCGUCAAGUCUCUCCAACGCAACUGAACGCGCCAACCGUCGCGGCCCACCGCUGCCGCUAUCGCCGAACCGCAACAACCUCCGCGCACUCUCCCCGCCGAACACGCUGCUCACGCCUCUGAGCGGCACGAAUCCCCAGUACUUGCUGCUGUCUCCUGGAGGUGCUGCACGCUCCCACAGCCCCCGAAGUCGCGCGCAUACCGUAGCCGACGGGAACCUGGUCCAGCGGCAGCACAGCUACGCCCAGCAGUCCGCCAUGUCCUUCUACCCUCCCCCUCCCCCGCCGCCCCAGCAGACGUCGAAUCCGGGCUCACACAUCCGCCUGCCUGGCCCCCCACCGCGGCCUACAACAGCCCAAAACCAUGGCGGAAUGCCAAUGCCCGGCUACUGGAACCCUCCUCCAGGCCAGUACCAGCAGCAGGGCUACAAUCCUAGUCUCUAUACCUCGUACCCUCUGCCACCUCCACCGUCCAUCCGACCGCCCCAGCAACAGCAGCAGCAGCCACGGGAGCCUCUGACUUCAGCCACAUAUGUUCCGGAUGGUGCCAGCUUCGGCCCAGGGGUCGGAAUCCCUCCUCUGAUCAACCCGCGAGAAUACGCCGAUGCUUCAUACUACGACAACAACAACAACAGCAGCAACUAUGCGCAGAACACCGAAAAUGCCCAGGGCAACUUCUCCAGCAUCCUCGACAGCGUGCAGAGCGUCAAGUACGGCACAAAUGCAGGCUACCACGCUCCCCCCACACCAAGCCGCACUCACUUGAACAUACCCAACAACAUAUCCACUGGAGACGCCCAAAACCACGACUCGCCAGGCCCGCCUACCGCGACCAUGCAAAAUACCCUCCCUCCGAGCAGUAGCAGCGUCUACUACCGCAACGACAACAACGGCACCGCGCCCAUUUCGCCCAAUGAUGCUUCUGCGCAAUGGCCUGCCGACCGUGUGCAGAUAUGGCUGGCGAACAACGGCUUCUCGAGAGACUGGCAAGAGACAUUCAAGACACUGGGACUAGAGGGGUCGAGAUUCUUGGACAUUGGACGGGGACAUGGCAGCAAGGGCAACGUGGCUAUGAUGCACCAAGUCAUCUUCCCCCAGCUGCAUAGACAAUGUACUGCAAGCGGAACUGGCUGGGAUCAGAACAGAGAAAGAGACGAGGGUCGCAAGUUACGCCGACUGGUGCGCUCCAUUGUCGAAACAGGCAGUUCAAGCAAUAGCAGGGUCCAGCCACGUUCCGACGCGGCUCUCACUUUGGCCAGUGCCGGCACAGAGGGUGGAGUCGAGAAUUCGCCCUACCUGGGCAAUAGAAUGGAUUUUGGGUCCACGCCAACAACAGCUGGGAAUGGCGAGGAGAGUCCGGGGAGGCAGUUGCUCGUGCAUUCGCCCACCUCCGCUACAAACCUUCCUCGUCGCAUAUCCGGUCAACGGAACUUCACAGUGCCCACCCUUGGAUCGCACCCUGACUUCUCCGAGGGUCCAGCGCGCACAGCAUAUACCAAAGAAGUACUGCGUGACCUGGAGCCCAUGAGCAAACGCCACAGUCCCAGCACCUCGGGCGACCUUGGCUCUAACCCCAUGAACAUAUUACCGGCUAUCGACAAGCGAGCCCGCAGCAUAGUCCCUGCCUUGCAGAAUGCUCGCGUUGCUACAAACGGUCAGCUGAGUGCUGGGCUAAGUGCCUCCGCACCACGAUACUAUCACAACCGAGGCAACAGCUCGGAAUCCAACCUCUCGACGUUUGCGAAUACGGGGUCCGGGCCGCCCUCCGGAAGAUCGUUUGUCGAAAAUCGCUCUGAAAGCCGAAGUGACAACAGGAAGAACGGGAUGGAUGGCUCACGGCCAGGGACAGGACUGUCUCGCUAUGAUAGUGUCGAUCAUCCUACCAGUGCGAAAGAGAAAAACUUCUUUAGCAACAUCAUCGGGAGAGCAAGGAAGAAGAAUCAUGAGAGCCAUCCUUCACCCGACGAUACCAGCCUUGACUCUCCGACCAGUCCUCAUGGACACGCACCGAGUAGCUUCUUCCGCAAAUCUGGCAUGAACUCUAGCGAGACGUCUCUUAACGAUCGCCCACCAUCUAGGCGCUCUGCUCAGACUGAUGCAGACAGCCGAACAGCUGCCCGGGGAAGGUCGAAUCAGCAUGGGGAUCGCAAGUACGCAUUCGUCACGCCAGACGGCUGGAAUUACCGGCUCGUGGACAUCACCAAUGUAGACUCGGCCGCUGCCCUACGCUCAACCUGCUGUGAGGAAUUGACCCCGGGACUAAGCAAGACGCCUGGUGUUGAGUUACACUUGACAAUGCCUGGUCAAUGGGAACACGAUGAUCCACUCAGUGACUCUCGACUCUUGAAAGCUAGAUCACAGCAAGGCAAUAAAGUUGGCGAACUCAAACUGUUCGUCAAAGUACCACAAGAAGGCACUUUCUCCGCAUCUACUGGUCUCGGAGUAUCAGUCCCACCGUCCGCAGGCAGGGGGUUUGAUAGAGAUACGUACGACCGCCUCAACGGUCCGGUACCUGAGUCUCCUGGCAUCAAAUCAGGCGAGUCUACACUUCUACCCGAUAAGAACAACCAGUUGCGCAUGGUAGCCGAGAAAUCCGACUUUAACCCAGAAGCCGUAUCUGAUCGGCUCCAACCUACUAGUCGGCCCAUGGAGUCAUCAUGGACCAAGGGUGACGAAAUGUCUGAACAAGAGCGCAGGCGAUUGCUUGAGAUUGCUGCGGAAGAACACCGAAAAGAAAACGAUCGCAAGCGAGACGAGUAUCUCAAAAGCCGCUUUGGGCACCUCAAAGGUCACAGUCCGGACCCUAUGUCUGCGAGUAACGAUAGUAUCAGCUACCGAAGCGGACGUGAGAUUAACUUCGACGAGCCGCGUAGUUCACCGUACGAGGAUAUCAACCGCUCUUUCGAACAACGUCCUAAGAAUAAGCAAUUGGUCCCUCUGCGAGAACCUCCACCGGUGCCUGCAGACAGUAGUACGCUUCUCAAGGCCAACUCACUAUCGAAGAGCAAAAGCAGGAAUUCGUGGCCCGAGGAAGACGAAGACGAAGCAAAGCGUCGCUCGACAGAAUCUGAUCCCGCCAAGAAGAAGGCGAUACCAUCAGGUCCAAGCGCAGGCCUCACAAGCAUUGCCGCCGCCAUUAUCGGGGCUGGUACCAUUGGAGCAGGUGUGGGUGCAGCAAACAAGGCGCCGCCAAAACCACCACCGAAGGAUGACUCAAGGUCUGUGUCACCAGAGAACAUGCGGCCUUCACAGAGGAUACUGCAGGAGAACGGGUUUGGUGGUUCGGAACCCAGCGCCACUGCCGAGCGCGAUUCGCACCCAAGCGACUUCAAUCCUACGUCUGCUGCCUCAGCAACUACGACUGAUGAUGAGGCGAACAGGUUCUCGCUACGACGCGAGUCGUUUGCUAGUGAUGUCUGGGCGAAUCGUCCCCCAGCAGAAGCCCUGGUGGAACACCUCGACGAAUUCUUCCCCAACGUCAAUCUCGACCAGCCGAUGCUGGAGGAAGAAGACGGAGAUGCCUCAGCAGAGGCAAAAACAAUACCGGCUGUUGAAGAGACUGGUACGUUGAAUGCAGGGCUCACUCGUGGCAAGGCUGGUAUGCAAUCCAUUGCUCAGCGCAACAUGAGGAAGUCUGGUGUUGGUCUCGGCCGCACAAAGUCCAUUCGUGAAGUGGUCAAGUCGCAAUACGAGCCCUUCAACAAGAACCAGCUGCCAGGUCGUUCGACCCCUAGUGCAUCCGGCCCAUCACGUGUAGCUACUCUGCGCAAUGGCGGUGAUAUCGUGCGUCGCAAGUCCACGAAGAUGUUUGGUGCCAGCAUCGAACAAGUCAAACCCCCUCGCGGCUCGCGACUUAUUCAACUCUCGACAAUCCCACAAGACCACCUUCCGGCUCUCCCGUCACGCCAGCCCACGUUCAAAUGGAUGAAGGGUCAACUGAUCGGUAAGGGUACAUUCGGUCGCGUCCAACGUGCGUAUGAACAUCACAACCGGUGA